CCAAUACGCGCGCACCCACAGUCGCACACACAGCUCGCCAUUCCCGUCUCUCGCCGCCUCGCCGGCGCCGCUUCGGCCGCCGUUACCUCCCGCUCUGCGCUUGCAGCCUCAACAAGAGCAUACUGCUAGUCUGCGAGGAUAAAAACCGACCGAACAGAUUCUAGCAGGAAUAAACCCUAGCAGCGGCUAGGCCCUAGGGCCGCUGCCCUCCUGGACCGUGCUCGAGGAAGAAGAGCACAGCCCCACCAUGUUCGCCGCGUCGGCUAGACGGGUGGCCGCCGCCAUCUCCGCUUCGUCUUCGUCGUCGUCGUCCUCCUCCUCCUCCAGCCGCGCCACCCAGCUCGCGUCCGCGCUGAAUCACCAGAGGUGGAUGCACGACCGGAACAAGAAGGCGAUGGAGCUGGUGGCCAAAGGGUGGAGCGCCCUCCAGGAGGUCGAUCGCGUCAUCGAUUUCGCCGACCGCAACGACAAGCGUUUAAUCCCUCUUCUCAGGGGCGCAAAGGAGAACUUUGAGCUGGCUCUAGAGAUCGACAAUAUGAAUACUCACGCAAGAUGUUGGCUCGCCAAGAUGCAUUUCAAGUACCAUGUGCCCGGAGCUUGCAAGGCAAUUGGUGCUGCUUUGCUAGUUGAAGCUGCAAACAUGGGUGAUCCAGAGGCACAGUAUGAACUUGGAUGCCGGCUAAGAAUUGAGAAUGACCAUGUUCAGUCUGAUCAUCAGGCUUUCCAUUAUAUAGAAAAGGCUGUUGACCAGUUGCAUCCUGGUGCUUUGUAUCUUUUGGGUGCUGUCUAUUUAACUGGGGAUUGUGUCAAGAGGGACAUUGCUUCAGCUAUGUGGUGUUUUCAUAGAGCUUCAGAAAAGGGACAUGCUGGAGCUGCAAUUGCAUAUGGAUCUCUUCUUCUGAAAGGUGCCGAAGUGCCUGAAGUGAUUACCAGGCUCAACUCAGGCAAAAGUCCAUCAACUGGGAAGGCGUGGAAAAGGAGCAUACAACAGGACCCAGUAAAGCUUGCAAAGGAGCAGUUUCAAAUUGCAGCUGAGGCUGGAUGCGACCUCGGUUUGCGGUGGUUAAAGAACCUUGGGGAUUAUGAAAAACAACAAGAGCUAAAGCAAAUCAAGCAAUGACGGCCACUGGAAGAAUAUCACUGCAUUGGGCAAUCGCUGUAUGUUGUACUGCACAUAGAUGGAGCUUCAAGUUUCUUCUGCCAUCAGAAUGUGGAGAGAUCUUUUGUUAUAGGAACGUUCAUGUCAACUGAACUUGUGGACGAAAUGAAAAUUUGGUUCUAGAUUAACAGAUUGAACUGUAGGAUCAAGCUGAUAACAUUUUUGCGACCAAAGAUUUAUAUGUAAGCUUUUAUUCGUCCUGAGUAAAUGGUGAAUAAAGUUUUUACGAAACUCGAGCUAACCCUGGCAAUAAGGUUGAAAUGUGUAAGCUGGCA
This is a messenger RNA of Brachypodium distachyon (stiff brome), 1434 nucleotides long. RefSeq lists its product as uncharacterized. NCBI's taxonomy places the organism in Eukaryota, Viridiplantae, Streptophyta, Magnoliopsida, Poales, Poaceae. Gene Ontology annotation, molecular function: protein binding. The transcript has 8 exons. The record is from RefSeq and is a predicted model, not a curated record. The coding region runs from base 248 to 1120 and encodes 290 amino acids.